This is a messenger RNA of Oryzias melastigma (Indian medaka), 648 nucleotides long. RefSeq names its product liver-expressed antimicrobial peptide 2. Bases 78 to 305 code for a protein of 75 amino acids. Gene Ontology annotation, biological process: antimicrobial humoral immune response mediated by antimicrobial peptide; defense response to bacterium. NCBI's taxonomy places the organism in Eukaryota, Metazoa, Chordata, Actinopteri, Beloniformes, Adrianichthyidae. The transcript has 3 exons. The record is from RefSeq and is a predicted model, not a curated record.
CAGCCUUUAUUACUCGUGACGGGCGCCGGCACACCAUCCUUGCAUCAUCAGAGCUGGAUCGCACGUCUGCUCACAGAAUGACCGCCCUGCAAGAGAGAAUCAUCAUCUUCUCUAUUUUUAUGUCUCUCAUAUGCAUCACUCAGGUCAACGCAUUACCUCUUCCUGACGAGUGGAGCGGUUUGAUCCUGAGGACGAAGCGAUCGCUGCUGUGGCGCUGGAACAGUCUGAAGCCUGUUGGAGCCAGCUGCAGAGAUCCUUCAGAGUGUGGCACCAAGUACUGCAGGAAAAAUAUCUGCUCCUUCUGACACUGUGAUAGCAGAUGGAAGGACUCUCAAACAAACAUCUGCAUUAUGGACCAGAGCUUCACAUGAUUGGUUAAAAGAUCCUGAGUGACCUUUUUUUUGUUGUUGUUGCUCAGAAAAGUUGUCAUGGUAAAUAUAGUUAAUAUGGCGCUUUUCUACCUCCAUUAAGGCGCUUUACAUCUGUUCCACUUGUCACCUGUUUGUAUUUUUCAUAAGAAAAUAUAAAUACUCACGCCACGUUUUUGAGGUGCUUUGAUUUUUAUUGGUUCAUCUUGUUACCGUGUAUUUAUUUGUAUAUAUUGUAAACAAAUGUGAAUAUUGAAAUAUACAAAACAGUUUUUUAAAA